AUGUUUCCAAGACUGUUCUUCAAUUUUACUAAACAAAAAUUACCAGUCCUGGUUUGCUCUGCACCAAAACAUACAUUAGACUUUUCAAAAGUACCUAAAAUUCAAGAACAUGAUUUAUCUGAACAAUUUGUUAGAGGAAGUGGUCCAGGAGGCUCAGCUGUCAAUAAAAAUGCUAAUUGUGUUGUCUUGACUCAUAUUCCCUCAGGUGUCAUAGUUAAAUGUCACCUCAGUAGAUGUCAGGAUGAAAACAGAAAACUUGCCCGAGAAAUGCUUAUAAAAAAACUAGAUGAAGCUGUAAAUGGGGAGGACAGUAUAAGCUCUCAAAAAAAGCUACUACGGGAAAAUAAAUUGAAAAAAUCAGAAUAUAAAAGGAAGAAAAAAGCUAAGCUGAAAGAAGAAUGGAAGAAAAGGGAGGGUUUACUGUAA
Molecule: messenger RNA, 426 nt
Organism: Pieris macdunnoughi
Lineage: Eukaryota; Metazoa; Arthropoda; Insecta; Lepidoptera; Pieridae
Source: the annotation of a GenBank genome assembly